AUGUUUGGUACUGUUUCUAUCACAGACAAAAUUCACGUAUAUCCUAAUGAACUCUUGGCCUUCUCUGAAGCUUCAUUACUUAAUAAAAAUGUGAAUAGCAAGUGUUCAAGGAGUUCUCUGCAUAUAUUAAAAGAGAGAAUAUCUGAAAAAUACAUUAAUAAAGUUAUUAAGAAUGUUGGGUUGGUUAUUUCUCUUGUAGAAUUUGAUUAUGUAGACCAUGCAGUAAUUGAUAGCGACGAUGGAUCUUUAUAUUUCAAUACAACCUUCAGAAUUAUCGUAUUUAAACCUUUUAUAUCAGAGAUUAUUGAAGGUAUAGUCAUUAAUUCUGAUUCAACUGGACUUACUGUUAGUCUGGGAUUUUUUAAUGAUAUUAAGAUACCAUCAAAUGAGUUAAGAGAGCCUAAAUCAAUGAAUGGAGAUACAAAGUUAUGGUCGUGGAACUACGAAACUCAUCAGUUAUACUACUUAAUUAACUCCAUCAUUAGGUUCAGGGUAACUGGGGUUUUAUUCAAUGAUAGUGAUACAGAAGUAUCUUCAAUGGUAAUUAUGGGAAAUGUACAAAAUGACGGACUUGGCAUGAUAUCUUGGUGGAGCUAA
Molecule: messenger RNA, 597 nt
Organism: Cryptosporidium muris RN66
Lineage: Eukaryota; Apicomplexa; Conoidasida; Eucoccidiorida; Cryptosporidiidae
Product: DNA-directed RNA polymerase II subunit RPB7, putative
Exons: 1
Coding region: 1-597 (198 amino acids)
Biological process (GO): transcription initiation at RNA polymerase III promoter
Cellular component (GO): RNA polymerase III complex
Source: RefSeq, a predicted model, not a curated record